UGGAGAAGCCGCAGGGACCGGAGAGAGCAGCCGCUCGAGUUUGGGGCGCGGAGACGCCCCGGAGCCCGGUUUCGGCGACCCCACUAUGUGACGUGAGCAAGGACUCGCCCCCUUCCUUGUAUAAAUAAGCCACACGGCCGACCGCGCUUCAUUCAUAAGAUUUCACCCGCGACGGAGACGGAGCUACGAGGGACCCCGGCGGCGGAUCCCCCUUUUUGCCUGCAUCCCCGUGGCCGCCGCGAUCUGAGCCGAGGCACCGGGCUUUGUAGGCGUUGCAGAACCGGAGGCAGGAGCGCUCCUCCCGGGAAGCCGAGGACUUGAGCGGACGCUUCCACCGGCGGUGCCCAGCCGCUGCAACACGUGGAUCUAGGACCGGGAGACCCCCCGGAGCUCGGGGCGCCGUCUCCCCCCCAGGCACUGACAGCCGGAGGGGGAGGAAGAAGGAUCGGCCAGCCGGCCCCGCUCGGAGGAAACUUCGCCGGCCCGACCUCGCGGCGAAGGGGGCGGCAUUUUCGGCCGGCCGCUCGCCCGCCGGCUGGCCCCGCUCGCCCCUCGCCUUGGCUUCCAGGCGACCGCCGCGCGGCCGUGGCCUCCUGCCUGGGCCCCCGAGGGAGAUGUAUCAGGGCUUCCCCGGAGACUACGACUCCACCUCCCGGUGCAGCUCGUCCCCCUCGGCCGAGUCCCAGUACCUCUCCUCGGUGGACUCCUUCGGGAGCCCCACCGCCGCCGCCGCCGCCGCCGCCGCCUCCUCGCAGGAGUGCAGCGGCCUUGGGGAAAUGCCCGGAUCUUUUGUGCCAACAGUGACUGCCAUAUCCACAAGCCAAGACCUCCAGUGGCUGGUGCAGCCUACCUUGAUUUCCUCCAUGUCUCAGUCGCAACAGCAGCAGCAGCAGCAGCAGCAACAGCAGCCUUCCGGGCUGCCCCCACCCACAGUGGACCCCUAUGACCUGCCCGGUCCCAGUUAUGCUGCCCCCGGAAUGGGUGCCUAUGGAGCUGGCCCUUCGACUGCCCCUGUGCCUGAGGCCACCCCGCCUCGGUCCAGCAGGGCCCGGCCCCGAAGGACACGUGAAGAAACGCUGACCCCCGAGGAAGAGGAGAAGCGCCGGGUCCGCAGGGAGAGGAACAAGCUGGCGGCCGCCAAGUGCCGGAAUCGACGUCGAGAACUGACCGACCGGCUUCAAGCGGAGACGGACCAGCUGGAGGAAGAGAAAGCUGAGCUGGAGUCCGAGAUUGCGGAGCUGCAGAAGGAACGGGAGCGGCUGGAAUUUGUCCUCGUGGCUCACAAGGGCACCUGCAAAAUCUCCUACCAGGACAUCACGGAACUGAGUGGGCAGCCCGGCCCCUCGGCAGAGGUCAGCGCCCUGGCCAUGCCGGUCAAGGAGGACCCGUUUGGGCCCCCGGCCUCCUACUCCUCAGUGCCCCUGCAUUACCAGCCGGCCCUGGGCGGACUCCCGGCUGCAGCCCCGGCCCCGGCGGAGGUAGCGUUUUCUAGUUCUUACUUUAGCCAUGGUGAGGAGCUGACCGACCCGUACCCGGUUAACCCUUCCUAUACGUCUUCGUUUGUGUUCACCUACCCAGAGGGAGCCACCUGCGGAGCCAGCCACCAGCGGAACGGCAGCAGCGACCUUUCCCCGGACUCUCUGAACUCCCCCUCGCUCCUUGCUCUGUGACACUCAAACCCACAACUUGCGCCUUUGGGUCUAGCCUGCCAGCCCACCCGCCCCCUGCCAACGCUGGGCUGGGUGAAGGGGGCCGGAGCCCCAAUGCGCCUGGGCACACCGCUAACCCGCUCUGCUGCCGCUGCGGCCACUGCCUCCAGCCCUCGCGAUGCGUUCUCAGUCCCUCCUUGGGGGUGCAGCACACAGCGAAGCGCAUGGUUGUCCUUUGGCCCUCUCCUCGGCCGGUUCCCAUAUCGGGAGGAGAAAGGAGGACUUUUCUGGGGUGUGAGCCGGAUCCCCCUCCUCAGAGGGUGCCCAGCCCACCUUUUCUCCUGGAAAAAAAGGAUUUGCCUUCUACUGAAUUGGGACGCUUGAUGGAUCUGGACGACGCCAUUUCCCUCCACACUUCAUCGCUGUUUCUGCCAGUGGGGGAUGCCCUGCGGAGAGGAAAACUCAAGGGGGGGGAGACCCUCCCUGUGCUGCCCCCACCCAGCUUGUGUCUUGUGAUGGCUUUGUGAAUGUGUUAGCUGCAUGGUUUUAAAACAGGCACUUUAUCCUUUUCGCUAGUCAGCUUCCCAUCCUGAGUGUUUGAUCUCUGAUGAGAGUGUCUGAUCUCUCUCGGGCUCCGUUUCUACAGGAUCUGCUUCCACUAGGAUAAAAAAAGCCACAUUAAGUGGCCAGUCAGGGCAGACUUUUUGUGGAUUAUUUGGGCACAUUCCUGCUGAAAGCUUUUGCCAUGUUAAAGUGGGCCAAACCGUUGCAGCCUUGAUUCUUAAUUUUGCCCAUGAACUUCUGCAAAUGGCAAGGCUGCUCUUGGGCAUUGGGGUUUUCCGAGGUCGAGGCGAUGUUUCUUCAGUGGGCAUUCAACUCUCUCUCUGAAACCUUCAGCCAAGCAAAUUAAUUGUGCCAUCGAGUCAGUGUUGACUUUAAAGAUCUACUCCGGUUUCCAGUUUUGGAAAUGGGAGUGAUGGCGAUAUAAAAAAAAAAUUAUCUGGGGGGGAAAGGGCUUUGGCUUUGAGACACCAAAGGAAAGGGGGACCUGCAAAAAAACACCCCCCCAAAGCAGCUGAGGCUUUUCCUGCAGUGCUGUUGUAGGGGGACUGGCCACUCUCUUCCAGGCCCAGGAGGUGCUUCCAGUGAGUCCGGCCAUCCGGUGGGCUUUCUGCAUUCUCUGAAAGGGAUCCACUUCCCUUUGGCCACCUCCCUCACUCGGUUUCUUUGGUGGGCAAAAGCAAGAAGGGUCCUAGCUUCCAGGAGGGGUGGGGGGUGGGGUGGGGGGGUCGGCCUGGGUGACAAAUACUGUGAAAGGACCUCUGCAAGUGACCGCUUUCCCUGAACCUGUGAACUAGGUUUCCGCUUCCGCCAGCUGGACCUCAUUGCAUUCUCCCACUUAGGAUGGUCAGCUGCUGCCCCUCUGCUCUCCGGCCAGGCUUCUGGGCUGCCCACCUGUCCCAAGAGGGGUCAAUCUCUGCUGCUUUAGACUGGUAGUGUGGGAUGUGACCCCUUCGAUUCUGCUCACUGCCUCCCCCUCCCACUGCUGCUUUUCCAGGCCUGUGUGGCACGUAAGCUGGUUCUCCUGGCCAGGAGGCUUCCUUGCCCCACCCCUGGGAGGCCUCUUGGGCCAGACCCAAGCUGUGCCAGGUGCGCCUUCUUAGAGAGCAUCAGCACAUCUGAGCAUCCCACCCAAGAGCCGCUUUCCGUUUUGUGCUGGCGGCCCUCCACUGCUCUGCAUUUGUGGGGUGUUUUGUGCUCUGUUCUGUGCCUCCGGCUAAGCUCCCCUCAAGUGUCUUUCUGGACUGAGAGAGCUGCUGUGCUGCUUCUUGGCUCCCCAGAGCUCGCCAUGACGCUAUACAGAAAGUUUCCAAAACUUUUUCUUGCGACCAAGCUUUGGAUGUUGUGUGUGUUUUUUUUUUAAUUAUUUUAUUUUUUUAACCUAUGGACUUUUAUUUAACCAGCC
Thamnophis elegans (Western terrestrial garter snake) is the source of this 3615-nucleotide messenger RNA. It is a transcript of the gene FOSB, whose product is annotated as FosB proto-oncogene, AP-1 transcription factor subunit. Gene Ontology annotation, biological process: regulation of transcription by RNA polymerase II. The transcript is spliced from 4 exons. Gene Ontology annotation, molecular function: RNA polymerase II cis-regulatory region sequence-specific DNA binding; DNA-binding transcription factor activity, RNA polymerase II-specific. The record is from RefSeq and is a predicted model, not a curated record. Gene Ontology annotation, cellular component: nucleus. The coding region runs from base 615 to 1670 and encodes 351 amino acids. Lineage: Eukaryota; Metazoa; Chordata; Lepidosauria; Squamata; Natricidae.